AUGCAAGUAUCCAACGCCAAAAUUCCCCAUGGGGUUCUGGAGGACAAAGUCAGGAAGCGUCGUCUGUUCAGGCGACGUCUUGGUAUCAGGGAGUUCCUCAACAUGCCCUGUUUGCUUCCUGCUACUGUGGUCAUUGCUCUAGGACUCCUGGCAGUUGCUACUGGUGCCGGCAUGUCUGUGGUAGGCUACGUUCCGGGUCAUCGGAAUUCAACAAAUGUCCUGAAAGCAAACAGUACAGCAUGUGCCUAUAUUGGUCCUGUUCUUAUGGCUAUUGGAAUAUUUGCAAUGAUUACGGCAUGUGUUUUUUAUUGUGAAGUUUUAGAUAAGUACGCAAUUCUUGUACCAGACAAGAAGAAAGCAGUGUUUACUAAGGAAGAGCUGUACGAAUUUAUUAUAGGGGAAAUGAAAAAGAGCUACGCCCAAACGUUAAUCACCGCAUACUCAAAAGCAGCUGAGCAUAGUCGUUUGCUAGACAUCCAGAGCUACGACCGUAACUACACACCUGAGUAUAUUCCUUACAACGUCAGCGAGCCGCUUACGUUAGAACAACAGAUUGAUAUCGAGUGCGAGGGCUACACUCCUUCGCCUCCUAUUCCCAAUAAGCGCUAUAGUAUUAUCCAAGCCAGAAUCCAACGAUUAAAAAGUGAGGAUAAUUGGCUGAAGACGUCGUCCUUGCCAAAUAUACGUCGUUCAUUGAGUAUCAAGCGUGCGAGUCGUGUUGGGGUUAAGAUGACAGACUCUAAAACGCUUAGUUGUGAUUACACAAUGGACGAAGCCAGGCUGAGGAGGAAGUCAAUGAUGUUGAGGACAAUUGUUCAGUGGAAUUCUGGAUCAUCGGACAUGUUUGUCCAGAAACAACGACGGUUUUCGUCAGUUAAGGCCCUGCCGUCGUAUCAAAGGGAUAGCCUUGAAGACGACUCACAGAAAGAAUGUGGUUCGUUUCCGUUAACGAGGCUGAUUGAGAGGCGUGGUACAUUUGCCUGCGGUGAUAUGCGAACAAGAAGAAUGAAAUUUCUGUUGUUGCUGGAGGCUUCGGAAAGCCAAGAAGGUUUCAAUGACUCGGUGUCUGCAGAUGGGCGCCACACUGUAGCUGCCAUUAGACGAAACUCGUUUAUACCGUACAGGACCUGUGACAAGUUUAUAGCCGGGGAAGAAAGAAAAACCAUACGAGAUAGAAGACGAUCGUCAGUCAAUCCUUUUUCUACUCGUCAUCAUGUUAAUUCUGUUGCUCCUCAACCGACCACAAGAAGACACUCGUUUUACCCAAUUCGCAGGGAUACACAAAUUUACAUCGAUCCUCACGAACAUAGAAGACACUCUUUUAACCCUAUGGGUCUCAGCAAUGCAAGGAAGCCUGAUUUUGCUGGCAAGAUGGAUGGUCGAAGAGGCUCCUUUAAUCCCACUAGCAUGCUAGAAGAGAUACGACCAGCUCACAUUCCACAGCAAGCUUCGGGUUUUCUUCAGCGACCAUCUGUGGCUAUAAAUGAUUUACCAGACAGGCCUCAUCAUUCAGCUUCAGACAGUGCAGUCAGUUAUCUUAAAGCUGAAGGUUAUCAAUUCCCAUAUCAAGGCUUCCAAGACGACAGAAGAAUUGAUAGAAGACACUCCUUCAACCCUGUAGCUCGGGUAGAUAGAUUACGGGAAGGAAAUCAGCUGAGAGUACCCCAGAUUACAAUUAAUGAGAAUUCCCCCGAAAGACGUUUAUUAUCUCCUUCUUAUGAGAUUUGUGUAGACGAAAGGGAGAGACGCCAUUCGUUUACUCCACCUAGAUCUGGGCAUUCGCAUACUACCUCAUCGAGAUCCCACGAAAAGUCAACACCACCGCGUAUUUCUUUCAACUUAGAACCAUCUGCUCCGUCUGUCCAUUUAUUGCCGCAGUCAACUCAGACCAUUUCAAAACCAACACUGAAACCCUCAAAACCUUCUCCUGACCCCGUGCGUCCCUCCAGCUUCCAGCAAGAAAUGGUCGUCUUCAGACCACUGAAGCAGCAUGAUUCCAGAAGCGACAGUCCUUCUAGCAACAUAUCAUGUCGUGGAAGCGAACACGCAGGCAGUGAACGUUCCAUGGGUUUAUCAAGAACCGCAUCAGCGAUUUCAGAUAAGCCAGGCCACACUGCAUUCAUUCUUUCACCUCCAUCCCCGGAGGUUGCGAACAUUGCUGAACCACCAGGAUACUUUCAGCAGUCUCCCAGCUAUUCAAAAAACAUUGAUAGCCCAAGAACUGCAGAUCCUAGAUCCAUGAUGUCACACGCGCAACAGUUAUCUCCCCGUAACUUGACAGUUGACAUAUCGAAUUCCGGUUCCGGGUCUGAUAGAAAGCCGGAGCGAAAAGCGGCUUCAUUCUGCUACAGUGGAGGCCUAGGAAAAACAUACUACCAGCAUUUAGACACACCCGGCAGUACAAACUCCGGCCCAGCUGCUUUUUCAUUCUCGACCAGCCAGAGCACCAUUGCUACAAUCCACAGGAGCAAAUCAGCCUCAGCACUGCCCGGUGCCGAGUUCACGAGACCGUCAUCUCCGCAUUCAGCCUUCAGCUAUGCAAGAGUACCGAAGCCUGCUUCUCCUCUUGUAACCAGGCAUAAAACAAGAACACGACAACAUAUGGACAAACGGUCAUCUUGA
Molecule: messenger RNA, 2622 nt
Organism: Candidula unifasciata
Lineage: Eukaryota; Metazoa; Mollusca; Gastropoda; Stylommatophora; Geomitridae
Source: the annotation of a GenBank genome assembly